Messenger RNA from Scylla paramamosain (green mud crab), 2609 nucleotides. RefSeq lists its product as uncharacterized. Lineage: Eukaryota; Metazoa; Arthropoda; Malacostraca; Decapoda; Portunidae. The record is from RefSeq and is a predicted model, not a curated record. The coding region runs from base 166 to 1020 and encodes 284 amino acids. The transcript is spliced from 2 exons.
UCAACGAGAUGCCCGCGUCGCCAGUUCCACGUCAGUUCGCUGCUAGUCUCCACGCAGUUCACACUACCUGCUGCUGCUGCUCUACACUGUGCACUGUUACUGCCGCUCGUCGAUCAACUUGGCUACUUUUCACCGGCUUUCUCCAAGGAGUCAGCCCGACGAGUUAUGUCGGAUUGGGAUAAGGCCCCGGGAACGCCACGGCGUCCCUCCUCGCCUGCUUCUGGACGGAAACGACGUGAGAGGGACCCUCUGGAAGGCGAUGCCAAGCGUAGGAAGGUCUCCCGAGAUAGUUGCAAUACGCAACCAUCGGCCGCUGGUGCUUCUCAGCAGUCAGUCGCUGGUCCGAGCCACGUCAACGAUACGGCUGUGUCUCAAUCGAGUGAAGGCAACUUGGACCGAUUAUCUACCCUGCUGAGUGCCCUAAUUGACAAAUUAGACAAGCCGACAGCUCCUCCAGUGUCAUCGGGGGCCGAUUGUAGCGGGUACCUUGACUUUUCCCCUUCUGAUGACGAAACAGCUGAAGUUUCCCCGUGUCUGCCCGAGCUUGAUCCGUUAGACAACCUCGACCGGCUCACCGCCGCACAGCCAACAGGUGAUACUGUGGUUGAUACUGGCUCCCAGAAGGCUCUUGAUAAGGUUGCUGGCCAUCUCCAUGGUGAGGAAGAAACAGGUGACCCUUUAUCUGACCGUCUGGCUGGCAUUCUUAAUGCGAGUCUGCGACGUUGGCCUUCCGUUGACUGCGUGAAGCUCACAUGUGAUAAGAUCAAGCUUCCGGGUAAUGUAUCCAACUUAAAGGUCCAAGCGACCAAUCCUGCCAUCACCAAGGCAAUAAGUGUUGGUGGAAAACUGGUUGACACAAGGCUUUCACUUACUAAUAAACUAUUGACAAAGGCACAGGUCCCAGUUGCCCGUUGCAUCAAUGAUAUAGGAGAUAAGAAAGAUAAACCCUUAACCUCCUACCUUGUUGGUCUUAAUAGUAGCCUGAGGCUGAUAUUGGAGAUAAGAAAGAUAAGCCCUUAACCUCCUACCUUGAUGUUCUUAACAGCCUGAGGCUGCUAACUUCCGCUGUUAACUUCAUCAAUCAGCUACGGAAAGAGGUUGCGCAGGCUCACGUGCAUGAUUCUGCCUUGGCAGAGCUCUGUAAUUGGGACUAUGCGGUCGGCAAGAAUGACUUGUUCCCCUUUGAUGUCAUAAAGAAAUGUGAGGAAAUACACAAGUACAGAAAACUUGGGAGGCCCAACUUCCGUCCUUACAAAGCUCCUGGGAGACGGUUUGCUCCACCUCGCGAGUUACCUAGACGACCUUACCCUCAGCAGUCAAGGUCACGUCACCAGGCAAGGCUUUUUUUAGGCCAGAGGCCUCCCCACGGGAGGGGGAUGCCAAGACACAGAACUCCCCAGUGAGACUACCGUCGGUGACUUCCUUGUUAAUGCCUUUGGUUAGUACUCCGAAUAAUUUUUGUGGAGGAAAAAUUUUUGUUGCUAGGUCGCAGUGGUAUUGUCUCUCCUUAGAUUAAUGGAUUCAUGAUGUGGUACAUGGAAAAUUUUUUGUUUUUGUGAAUGUUCCCAUACAGAGGAUUUCACCGGCUCCUCUCAACUUGUCUCUUGCAGAUCAAAAAGCCCUGGAUUCUGCCAUGUUGAUGUUCUUGAGCACAAAAUAGCAGGGGAUCGUGGUUUCCUUUCUAACCCUUAUCCUACCAUUAAGAGAGAUGGCAUAGAUAGUUAUUCUGAAUUUGAAAGAACUUAAUGAUUAUGUUCAUGUACAUUUUAAGAUGGACACCCUUAAAGACGCGAUACCCUUUAUCUACUACAACUGUUAUUUCAUUUCUAUUGACUUCACAAAUGCUUACUUUUCAGUCUACGUGAGGGCAGAGGACAGGAAUUGGUUCCAGUUUAUUUGGCAUAACUUUAAGUUUCGCUUCACUUGUCUUCCACAGGGCUUGAUCUCAGCGCCUCGCAUUUUCACUAAACUGUUGAAACCUGUCCUCUCGCAUCUUCGUAGACUUGGGAUAUUCGUGUCAUGCUACUUGGAUGAUUGCAUUUUCAUUGCUGACUCUGCUGUUGCUUUACGAUCUGAUGUGUCUUACGCCCUGCGUCUUUUAGACUCUUUAGGGCUCAGUCAAUCCACACAAAUCAGUACUAGAGCCUACCCAAGAGAUUGAAUUCCUUGGUGUGAUAUUAAACUCUGUUGACAUGACUGCCACUUUGACACCCAGGAGAAAAGAGUACAUUAAGGCACAGGGUUUACUACUAUUGAACAAAGAUGUAGUUUCUUUAAGAACAUAAGAACAUAAGAACAUAAGAAAUAAGGGAAGCUGCAAGAAGCGACCAGGCUUACACGUGGCAGUCCCUGUAUGAAACACUCCUACCUAUUUCCAUCUGUUAUCCCCAUCCAUAAACUUGUCUAAUCUUCUCUUAAAGCUCUCUAGUGUCCUGGCACUAACUACAUGAUUACUGAGUCCGUUCCACUCAUCUACCACUCUAUUUGAGAACCAUUUUUUUCCUGUCUCCUUCCUAAACCUAAAUUUUUCAAGCUUGAACCCGUUAUUUCUUGUUCUACCUUGGUUGCUGAUCCUAAGAAUUUUGCUUACAUCUCCCUUGUUAUAACCC